Messenger RNA from Saccharomyces eubayanus, 912 nucleotides. RefSeq names its product TOR complex subunit LST8 (gene LST8). The transcript has a single exon. The record is from RefSeq and is a predicted model, not a curated record. NCBI's taxonomy places the organism in Eukaryota, Fungi, Ascomycota, Saccharomycetes, Saccharomycetales, Saccharomycetaceae. Bases 1 to 912 code for a protein of 303 amino acids. Gene Ontology annotation, cellular component: TORC1 complex; TORC2 complex. Gene Ontology annotation, molecular function: protein binding. Gene Ontology annotation, biological process: TOR signaling; regulation of actin cytoskeleton organization.
AUGUCCGUUAUUUUAGUAUCCGCUGGUUAUGACCACACGAUUAGAUUCUGGGAAGCUCUUACUGGAGUUUGUUCAAGGACAAUCCAGCACUCUGACUCACAGGUCAAUCGCUUAGAAAUCACCAAUGACAAAAAGCUAUUAGCCACUGCAGGCCACCAGAACGUACGACUUUAUGACAUUCGGACAACAAACCCCAAUCCUGUGGCGUCUUUCGAAGGACAUCGAGGAAAUGUUACAUCGGUUUCUUUUCAACAGGACAAUAGAUGGAUGGUGACUUCUAGUGAGGAUGGAACAAUUAAAGUGUGGGACGUGCGUUCCCCYUCCAUUCCUAGAAAUUAUAAGCACAAUGCGCCUGUGAAUGAAGUGGUAAUACAUCCCAACCAAGGGGAAUUAAUAUCAUGUGAUAGAGAUGGUAAUAUAAGGAUAUGGGACUUGGGAGAAAAUCAGUGUACUCAUCAAUUGACGCCUGAGGACGACACCUCUCUACAGUCUUUAUCAAUGGCAAGUGAUGGGUCUAUGCUGGCCGCAGCGAACAGUAAAGGCAAUUGCUACGUGUGGGAAAUGCCUAAUCAUACCGAUGCAUCACAUCUUAAACCAGUGACCAAAUUCAGAGCACAUUCUACUUAUAUAACCAGAAUUUUAUUAUCUUCUGAUGUGAAACAUUUGGCGACAUGCUCUGCGGAUCAUACGGCUCGUGUGUGGUCUAUUGAAGAUGACUUUAAAUUGGAAACGACAUUGGAUGGCCACCAAAGAUGGGUUUGGGAUUGUGCAUUUAGCGCUGACAGUGCGUACUUAGUAACUGCAUCAUCUGAUCAUUAUGUUAGGCUAUGGGAUUUAUCAACAAGAGAGAUCGUCAGACAGUACGGGGGACAUCACAAGGGUGCUGUAUGUGUAGCACUGAACGAUGUAUAA